AUUGAAACGAUGCGUGUCACUAAGGGCUCCCAUCAUCCCUUUCCUUCUUCCCACUUUCCCCCCGUUCUGCUGCUACGAACACAUCCAUUUGUAGAAAACAGAAGCGAAAUUCCAAGUGAGAGCGAUUGGGAUCGAAGAUAGAAUAUGGAAAGGGAGAGAGUGAGGGAAUUCAUAAAAAAGGAAGUAAGCGAUUGGGAUGAUGACGAAGCGGUGGCCACUGCUCGGUUCAAGGCAUUUAGUGGCCAGAGAUCAGAUUGGGAACCGAAAUACCAGUUCUGGAAGAAUCUGAUUCUGAAUGUCGCUCGCCAUCUUCGCCUUGUGAUCGUCCGGCCUCACGACAUCAGGAACAUUUGGUUCAAUCGCGGCGGCUUGACCCCUUUAUGCCUCGACGAAGUUUUGCUGGAAAUGUACAGAGAAGGUGAACUUGUACGGUUGGGUGAUCUUGAGGACCCAACAACGAGUGGCACACUGUCACUUCUCUUGAGAAAAGUUAGAAGAAACUUGACGCUUAUCAGAGCCUCCCCCAUGCCAUCCUUACCGGCUCUGUUACAAGAUCAUCUUGUACUUAACACUCUCUCGAAGGAAAGAGCUGUUGAAGUUGUGAAACAGUUGUGUGAAAGUCACUGGACUUGUUCAUGCAUUGUAACCAUGAAGAAGUUCCAGGACAUUUGCGGAGGCCCGAAUGAAGCAUCUGCGGUCUUGUCUCACCUGUCAGAAACUGGGAAAGCACGCUACCUCUCCAUCCAUAAGAGGGGAUUCCUAGAGGGCAUAAAAUUUUCACUGUCACCAGCACCGGUUUCUAACACCUCAAAUUUAGAUUAUGAUGUUUUGCACCUGGUUACUACGACAGAAAGGCUUCAGCAACAACUUGACGUGAUUGACCGACGAUGUGAAAUGUCCAGAAAAUCAGCAAUAGCUUCUUUGAGUUCGGGGAACAAGACAGUUGCACUGCGGCAUGCAAGGGAGUUAAAACUUGCCACACAGAGUAGAGAAAAAUGUACAUCACUUUUGAAUAGAGUGGAAGAAGUCCUUAAUGUUAUUGCGACUGCUGAAUCAACGAAGAAGGUCUCUGAAGCCAUCCAAAUUGGAGCUCAAGCAAUAAAGGAGAACAGGGUCAAUUUGGACGAAGUUGAAUUUUGUUUACAAGAGCUCGAGGAGAGCAUAGAGUCACAAAAGCAAGUUGACAAAGCUUUAGAGUCAAUUCCAUCAUCCAAUGAUAUUGAAGAUGAAGAUAUUGAAGAGGAAUUCAAGAAAUUGGAGUUGGAAGUUGGAGGUGGAAAACUUCAAGUUUUGAACCCCAAAACUAGGGUUGAUGGUCCAACAGGACAAGUAGAAGUUUCUGUUGAAUCUUUGAGUGAUGCUUUGUCAAAUGUUAAGCUUACAGGUAAUACAACAGGGGAAUCGGCAAUUGAGAAUCGUAUGGCAUCAAUGAGAGAGAAUAAGUCGAAAGACCUUGAGCUUGAAGCUGCUUAGUCCCUUUUCCCCCCCUUCCAUUUGCUCAAUGCUUUUGUUCAAGUGGCCAGUCUUGGAAGUUUGCCUUUUCAUGUGGUUCUGUAUGUAAGGCUUAACAUUCUUUUGUAUAGUUAAAGAUGCAAUUAUAUACCAAUGAAGUUGUACUUCGGAAUAUAACUUCUACUUUCAUGGAUGAUGGAGCGUUUAUUUUUUAAUGCAUUUUUAUUUUUGAAUGAGUAA
Molecule: messenger RNA, 1692 nt
Organism: Carya illinoinensis
Lineage: Eukaryota; Viridiplantae; Streptophyta; Magnoliopsida; Fagales; Juglandaceae
Product: charged multivesicular body protein 7
Exons: 8
Coding region: 145-1473 (442 amino acids)
Biological process (GO): vesicle budding from membrane; late endosome to vacuole transport via multivesicular body sorting pathway
Cellular component (GO): ESCRT III complex; multivesicular body; cytoplasmic side of plasma membrane
Source: RefSeq, a predicted model, not a curated record